GUUAAACCUGUAAAUUACUGAUAAACAUUCUAGAAGUUUCAGGCUAACCAUAAUGUUGUACUGUCCGCCCAACGUUACGCUGAGCCUGAUUUGGAGCAAUCAUGGGAUAUCGCACUGCUUUAUGGAUACAGUAGGGCCAGCUGUUUUUGGCAGCUUUUUGCUACUGUUUGGGUCCUUGGAGUUGGUGAUGUAUCGCAAAUAUGCCACACGUAUUGAUCCUAGGCAAAUCUCAAAAUCACGCGUCUUUAGCGUCCAGCUGUUUUUACUAUGUUUUAUACCUAUCCUUGCAUUAGUGCGUUUUCUGCUCAAUGUUCGAAUCUAUCCGGACAGUGCUGUGUAUGGUUAUAUGAUAUUUUACACCUGCGCUGUGUGCUUUUCGUAUCCUUUCUCAAUCUGCCUUAUACUCAAGGAGCGUGACUAUCAGCUACCAUCGCUACCAACGCGUGGUCACGGUUUGAUUUUAUUGCUAUUCUGGACACUUACAUUGAUAAAUGAAGCGUUAGCAAUCAUCAACUUACGACACGAAGAUUGGUGGUUCGACCUAAAAAACAACAAGCAUCAAAUUGAGAUGGGGCUUUUUGUAAUGCGCUGUCUAAGCUCCUUGUUCAUUUUUGUGCUGGGCCUGAAGGCACCCGGUGUUACGGAUCUCUUCAAUCCACACCAGCCUCUUGAAAAUGACUCAAUCAGGGAUUCAGUGCCCAAUGUCCAGACGGGGUCCGCUUUUCGCAACGCUUGGCGUAAAAUGCGAACACUAUUCCCAUAUUUGUGGCCCAAAAAGAAUAUUAUGUUGCAAUUGGCUGUGAUUGCAUGCAUAUUUCUUCUUGUCGCUGGUCGCGUUAUUAAACUAUUUUUGCCAAUUUAUCGGAAACUCUUGGUUGACAGCCUAACAAUUGAUCCAAUUGAAUUUCGAUGGGAUUUUGUCCUCAUUUAUGUGGCGCUAUCGUUUCUACAAGGAGGGGGCACCGGUAGUAUGGGUAUUUUAAACAAUAUGCGCACAUUCUUUUGGAUAAGGGUGCAGCAGUAUACAACCCGUGAAAUCGAGAUUGACCUUUUUCGGCAUCUUCAUCAAUUAUCUUUGCGCUGGCAUUUGCAACGAAAGACGGGAGAGGUGCUACGUAUCAUGGAUCGAGGCACCGACUCAAUUAAUAAUCUACUUAACUAUAUUGUAUUUUCUAUAACACCAACCAUAUUGGAUCUGAUUGUGGCCGUCAUAUACUUUAUAUAUGCCUUCGACUGGUGGUUCGGUAUUAUUGUGUUCCUGACGAUGAUUAUGUAUAUAGCUUCCACCAUUGUCAUCACUGAAUGGCGCACGCAAUAUCAAAGACGCAUGAAUUUGGCGGAUAACGAGCAACGCGCUCGUAGUGUUGACUCUCUACUUAACUUCGAAACGGUCAAGUACUAUGGAGCCGAGCACUAUGAAGUAGACUGUUACAGGGCGGCUAUACUCAAGUAUCAAAAAGAGGAGUUCCUUUCUAUGCUAACUCUAAACAUUUUAAACACCGCUCAGAAUAUCAUUCUAUGUUUGGGUCUACUUGCAGGCUCGCUGCUCUGCGUUUAUUUGGUAGCACAUCAGCAGACUUUAACUGUGGGUGAUUUUGUGCUUUUCUCGACUUAUCUAAUGGAUUUGUAUAUGCCGCUCAAUUGGUUCGGUACCUACUACCGGGCGAUUCAAAAAAAUUUUGUAGAUAUGGAGAAUAUGUUUGAUCUGCUACGCGAGAAUGAAGAGAUUGUAGAUGCUCCAGGAUGUGCACAGUUACUUACUGCUGGCGGUAGUAUUGACUUCUCUAAUGUUACCUUCGGCUAUACGCCAGAGAAACUGGUGCUUCGGAAUGUCAGCUUUUCAGUGCCCGCCGGCAAGACAUUGGCAAUUGUAGGACCAUCUGGAGCUGGCAAGAGUACCAUUAUGCGUUUGCUCUUCCGCUUCUACGAUGUGCAGACUGGUUCCAUUUCUAUCGAUGGCCAAAAUAUUAAACUGGUGCAACAACAAAGUCUCCGAAAGGCUAUUGGUGUUGUGCCUCAAGAUACAGUACUGUUUAACAAUACAAUAUUUUACAAUAUUGAAUAUGCCAAAAUAGGAUCAACUCCAGAUGCAGUCUAUGAUGCCGCACGUGCUGCAGAUAUCCAUGAGAGAAUACUCACAUUUCCUGAUCGAUAUGAAACAAAAGUGGGCGAAAGAGGCCUGCGUCUGAGUGGAGGUGAGAAGCAGCGUGUAGCUAUUGCUCGUGCACUGUUAAAGUCCCCAAUUAUUGUCCUUCUGGACGAGGCAACAUCGGCACUGGACACCCAUACGGAGCGCAACAUUCAAUCAGCUUUAUCGCGAGUCUGUGCAAAUCGCACCACAAUUAUUGUAGCUCAUCGCCUCUCGACCAUUAUACAUGCAGACGAGAUUCUAGUACUUAAUGAGGGUAGCAUUAUGGAGCGUGGCAGGCACGAGGAGCUGCUGCAACGAAACGGUGGCGUUUAUGCAGAUAUGUGGCAGCAACAGCUCAAAAACCUAGAUGCCGAACAAAGUCUUUUAGAAGACAGAGGAUCUAAAAGUGCAACAGCGUCACAUAAUGGUUAAAUGCGCUGGACGUUCUGGUUGUCGGCAAUGAAUAAUAAUAAUGAAUUAGUAGUAAUCUUAUUGUUGAUAAUGCGUCGUUGUUUUUAUCGACACUAUUGUAAAAUAAUAAAUACAUGCAUAUAAGCAUGUUUUCUUACAAA
Drosophila busckii is the source of this 2703-nucleotide messenger RNA. It is a transcript of the gene Hmt-1, whose product is annotated as ATP-binding cassette sub-family B member 6, mitochondrial. The transcript has 6 exons. The record is from RefSeq and is a predicted model, not a curated record. Gene Ontology annotation, cellular component: membrane. The coding region runs from base 53 to 2563 and encodes 836 amino acids. Gene Ontology annotation, molecular function: ATP binding; ABC-type heme transporter activity; heme binding. Lineage: Eukaryota; Metazoa; Arthropoda; Insecta; Diptera; Drosophilidae. Gene Ontology annotation, biological process: transmembrane transport; heme transport.